AUGUCUCUCAUGGCUUCUCCUUCAUCUUUUCCCUCUUGCAACUAUAAAUUCAAUGUCUUCACGAGCUUCCACGGGCCAGACGUCCGUAAAACACUUCUCAGUCACAUGCGCAAACAGUUUAACUACAACGGGAUCACAAUGUUCGAUGAUCAAGGGAUCGAGAGAAGCGCAACGAUUGCCCCUUCACUAGAAAAAGCUAUAAGAGAAUCGAGGAUCUCGAUCGUGAUUCUCUCCACUAGAUAUGCUUCAUCGAGCUGGUGUUUGGAUGAAUUGGUGGAGGUAUUAAACUGCAAAAAGGCUAUGGAACAUAUAGUGAUGACCAUAUUCUACGGAGUGGAGCCAUUUGACGUGCGGAAUCAGGCAGGAGAAUUUGGGAUCGCGUUCAGUGAAACUUGUGAACGUAACGUGGACGAGGAAAGACAGAAAUGGAGCAAAGCUUUGAACGAAGUGGGCAACAUCGCUGGAGAAGACUUCUUAAGAUGGGGCAACGAAGCGGAUAUGAUUGAGAAAAUUGCAAGAGAUGUUUUAGAUAAACUAAAUGCUACACCAUCUAGGGAUUUUGAUGGCAUGGUGGGACUUGAAGCUCAUUUGAGAGAAAUGCAAUCUUUGCUAGAUUUAGACUAUGAUGGAGUUAAGAUUGUUGGAAUCACUGGUCCUGCUGGCAUUGGUAAGACUACUAUUGCUAGAGCUUUACAUAGUCGACUCUCUAACAGUUUUCAACUUACUUGUUUUAUGGAGAAUAUUAAAUGUAUCUAUUAUAGUGGUCUUGACGAGUAUGGUUUGAAGCUAUGUCUACAAGAGCAACUUCUUUCAAAAACUUUAAACCAAAAUGGUAUGAGAAUUUGCCAUUUAGGCUUGAUACAAGAAAGGCUAAGCGACCAAAAAGUGCUAAUCAUUCUUGACGAUGUGAACAAUCUAAAGCAAUUAAAGGCUUUGGCCGGAGAUAUUUCCUGGUUUGGUCCUGGAAGUAGAAUUAUUGUGGCAACCGAAAACAAAGAGCUUUUGGAGCGACACAACAUUGCUGAUACACACCAUGUGGAUUUUCCAUCUAAAAAAGAAGCUAUCGAGAUCUUGUGUAGAUAUGCUUUUAGAAAAAAGUCUAUGAAUCAUGGUUUUGAAGAGCUAGCUAAAAGAGUAACCAAGCUUUGUGAUAACCUUCCAUUGGGCCUUGGUGUGGUGGGUUCAUCUUUACUUGGGAAAAAUAAAGACGAAUGGGAAUAUGUAAUACGCAGGUUAGAAACUAUUCUUGAUCAUCAAGAUAUCGAGGAAGUACUAAGAGUCGGUUACGAGAGUUUACAUGAGAAUGAGCAAUCUCUAUUUCUCCACAUUGCAGUUUUCUUCAACUAUAAAGAUGGUGAUCUUGUGAAAGCCAUGUUCGCUAGCAAUAACUUAGAUACCAAACAAGGGUUAAAAACCCUAGCUGAUAAAUCUCUCAUAUAUAUAUCUACAGUUGGGGAAAUAGUGAUGCACAAGUUACUGCAACAAGUAGGUAGACAAGCUAUUUAUAGACAAGAGCCUUGGAAACGUCGGAUCUUGAUAGAUGCGACAGAGAUAUGUGAUAUUCUUGAACUUGAAGGUACGAGAGGUGUGUCUGGCAUAUCACUUGAUACAUACGGUAUUGAUGACGUAUAUCUCGGAAAGGGAGCUUUUAAAAGAAUGCCUAAUCUUCGAUUCCUCAAAGUUUAUAAAAGUAGAGUUGAAGAAAUUGAUAGAAUGUAUAUACAUGAAGAGAUGGAGUUUCCACGUCGUCUACGGUUAUUACAUUGGGAGGCAUACCCAAGCAAGUGUCUUCCUUCUACAUUUCAUCCUGAAUAUCUUGUCGAACAUGAUCUGAAGAAUAGCCAGCUCAAGUACCUAUGGCAAGGAAUUCAGCCGCUUACAAAUCUCAAGAAGAUGAAUCUGUCCGCGUCCUACCAUUUGAAGGAACUCCCGGAUCUUUCAAAUGCUACAAAUCUUGAGACCUUAAAUAUGAGUUAUUGCGAAAGUUUGGUAGAGAUUCCAUCUUCCUUUUCGCAUCUUCAUAAACUACAAAAUUUGCUGAUGAGUGAAUGCAAAAGCCUACAAGUCAUUCCAGCUCACAUGAACUUGGCGUCCCUCGAAAUAGUGAACAUGAAAGGAUGCUCAAGAUUGACAAAUAUUCCAGUCAUGUCGACAAACAUCAAACAACUCUCCAGGAUUUUAAAAGAUACUGUACGGAUUCCCGAUUGCAUCAAAGCUCUUGAUGGUCUACAAAGCCAUUAUCGACAUGGCUGUAGAAGACUAACGUCACUGCCAGAGCUCCCUAGUUCACUCAUAUUCCUAGAGGCAGACGACUGUGAAUCACUGGAGACAGUAUUUUUCCCUUUGAACUCUUCAAAAACGCACCUCAAUUUCACCAACUGCUUCAAAUUAGGCCAACAAGCACGAAGAGCGAUCAUCCAACGGUCAUUUCGUUACGGAGCCGCGCUCUUACCAGGGAGAGAAGUACCUUCAGAAUUCGAUCACCGAGGCAAUGGCAGUUCGUUGACUAUUCGUCCAGACGGUAACCAUUACACCGGCUUUGUGGUCUGCGUAGUGAUUUCCCUUAGCCAGAGAAUCACAGAUGGUUACUCCGAACUAUUGUGUCGUCGCAUAGGUCAACAAGACUUAGACAAGGAGAUCUACGUAGGCACUCUCCUCAACUUUCAAACGGAACAUCUAUUUAUAUUUUACUCUGGCUGGCUAUUUAUUGACCCUUCUGAUAUGACAAGAGAGAUAUCGUUCGAGUUCAGCAGCAAGCGCCACAACUUCGACGUUAUUAAAUGUGGUGCCAAGAUCUUGACAGACUUGAGCAAUCAAGGGAGCUAUGCAACUGGAUCAGGCCAAAUAACUGAAAUUGACACUGAAGUUGAACCCUUUGAAGACAACAACUAA
Messenger RNA from Capsella rubella, 2892 nucleotides. Its product is annotated as disease resistance protein RML1B-like. Bases 1 to 2892 code for a protein of 963 amino acids. The record is from RefSeq and is a predicted model, not a curated record. Gene Ontology annotation, biological process: defense response; signal transduction. Gene Ontology annotation, molecular function: ADP binding; ATP hydrolysis activity. NCBI's taxonomy places the organism in Eukaryota, Viridiplantae, Streptophyta, Magnoliopsida, Brassicales, Brassicaceae. The transcript is spliced from 4 exons.